UUGUUGGCGUCAAGGUCAAUGAUUGGUCCAUGUGGCGCUAUAGCUAUGACCUGAAUGGCAACUUGCACUUGCUGAACCCUGGAAACAGCGCCCGGCUUCUACCGCUGCGCUACGACCUGCGUGACCGCAUCACACGCCUCGGGGACAUGCAAUACAAGCUGGAUGAAGACGGUUUCCUCAGCCAGAGGGGCUCGGACUUCUUUGAGUACAACUCCAAAGGCCUGCUAGAGAGGGCUUACAGCCACACAGCGGAUGGUUGGAGUGUUCAGUAUCGCUAUGAUGGCCUAGGGCGCCGCGUGUCCCGUCGCACAUCUAGUGGUGACCAUCAGCAGUACUUCUAUGCUGACCUGAAUCACCCAAGCCGGGUGAGCCACAUCUAUAACCAUUCCAGGGCUGAGAUCAAUUCCUUCUACUAUGACCUCCAGGGCCACCUGUUCGCCAUGGAGGUGAAUGGCGGAGACGAGUACUACAUUGCUUCAGACAACACAGGGACUCCGCUGGCUGUCUUUAGCAGCAAUGGGCAAAUGGUGAAGCAGGUGCAGUACACAGCAUACGGGGAGAUAUACCAUGACUCCAACCCAGACUUCCAGCUUGUGCUUGGCUUCCAUGGAGGACUGUAUGACCCUCUCACCAAGCUAGUGCACUUUACCCAAAGAGACUACGAUGUACUAGCAGGCCGCUGGACCUCACCUGACCACACACUCUGGGCAAGGAUAAGCAAAGAGCCAGCACCAUUCAACCUGUACAUGUUCAAGAACAAUAAUCCUCUCAGCGACAUGAUUGAUGUUAAAAACUAUGUAACAGAUGUGAAAAGCUGGCUGGUCAUGUUUGGUUUCCAGCUCAGCAACAUCAUACCUGGGUUUCCUAGGCAUCCAUUAUAUUUUGUUGACCCUCCGUAUGAAUUGCUUGCCAGCCAGGACUGUGACAAUGCCCAGCUGUUCACAGGAGUACAGCAUUCAGUGGAGCGACACAACAAGGCCUUCAUGGCCCUGGAGGGACGGCAGCUCAACAAACAGUGGCGUAUUAAACGAGACAAGCCUGGCUACUGGUUCGGCACCAGCACACCUGUUGUGGGAAAAGGCAUGAUGCUGGCUAUCAGGGAGGGUCACGUUUUGGCAUCUGUGACUAGUGCAGCCAGUGAGGGCAGCCGCAAGAUUGCACAGGUGCUCACUGGCGCCAUCUACCUUGAAGGCAUGCACUAUACAAUAGACAGGCGUGACUGGCACUUCUUUGUGAAGCUUGGACUACCUGAUGGUGACCUCUUGGCCCUAGGGAUCAGUGGAGGGCACAGGACACUGGAGAGCGACCUCAACGUGACAGUAAGCGGCCGAUCGCGUCGCGGGGUCACUGUGGAGAUUCACACGCCAGCACUAGUGUUUAGCGUGCGUUAUGGGAUUGGCGCCGAGCUACUGGAAAAGGAGCGAGCUCGUGUUCUGGAGCAAGCUCAGCAGAGGGCGGUGGCUCGAGCCUGGGCCAUGGAGCAGCAGCAGGUACAGGAGGGCAGAGAUGUGAGCCGAGCAUGGAGCGAGAGCGAGAAGCAGCAGCUCCUAGCAGUGGGGAAAGUCCCAGGCUACGAGGGCUAUUACGUACUCCCCAUCGAGCAGUAUCCUGAACUGGCAGACAGCAGGGCUAACAUCCAGUUUCUCAAACAGAAUGAAAUGGGAAAGAGGUAACAGAGCCAGGCUGCUGCAGCCAUCAUUUCCUCAUCUCCCACAGACAGAGGAAGCAAAUCCAGAAGAGCUGCCAGCAGUUUCCACAGACUUCAUCCACUUUGAAGAAGCUACAGCAUGCAGCCAAAAUACCUGGAUUGGAUAAAAACUUGUACCUACACAGACUUUUUUGUAAGAAAAUGUUUGACUUUUUAAGAGAUGUCAGAGGUUUUUAGACCAUUUUGGGCUUUGUGAUGGCAAGCCUGACAUCCAUAUCAAGGCACCUUACAAAAACAGGAAGCAGAUAACAAACAUGCUGAAAGUUGGUCACCGUCUCAGGCCUCAAAAUAUGAUUGUCAUUUUAAGCCAUCACUUGCCAGUAUAUGUAUUAAAUCUGUGGAUGAUAAACCCGACAGGAUUCAUUUGAAAUAUUUCUGCUAAAUGAUCUUUGAUGUGUUUCGUUUCAAUCUCUUGUCCCCCAAAACUUUCCCACAGGAUUUGACUUGUACUAGAAGAGGGUUGUGGUGAAGGGCACUUCGUUGGAGUACACAUCAAGCGUGGUUCUUGAGAUCUCUGUCCUUUUACAUUUGCACUAUAAGACAAUCACAAGGAGAUUUUCGCUACUGAGCAUGAAUCUCCAUAAAGAUUGAUCUUUUUAUUUACCCUUUGUAUAAUAUGUAAAACUCCAUUACGAUUUUUCGUUUAUUUUAAUUUGCAGCCAAGCAAAGACGUUAUAGAAAGGUAAUAUAUUGUGUCUUUUGUUUAUACUUUAAAUUAUGUCUUUGAAACUGUGAAAUACAUAUUAAUCUUAUACUAUAUGUAAAGCUGUCAGUAAGUAGGAGGACUGGAUUAAAACCGUGUGUACAUUUAUUUAAGGAAGUGACUUUAUGUUUGGCAAAAAUUCAUGUCAAGGAAUAUCCAUGAUAAACAAUUCCUGUGAUGUUGUAGGGGUUUUUUUUCCAUUUUCUAAUUGAGUUCUGUUAUCGUUGCUGUACCAGAAUCUCUUCUCUUUGCCUGUGAAACACCACAGUGGAUGUCAAGAUGUACAGCUAAUGUAAAAACACACUCGGACACUAUGGAAUAUAGAGUCUUUGGGAAUUUGAAAAUAAACCAUUCCAUUUUUACACUUUAAUUGUGCUUUUUCCUCACAUCAGAGCCAAAUUAAUGUAUUUUGUAAGUUUGUGUUCUAAAUUACAUCCAAUUAAAGAACCAGUUAUGCACAGUUGAGAAUGUGUAUGUUCAGCAUUAGGUGUGUGAUUAUAUGUAAUGUAUUAGCUGUGUGUGUGUUAUAAUGUAAAUGCACACAUUUAUUGUGAAAAAUGUCUUAUAUGUGUCUAAGUCUACAAAUGCUAUAAAAAAUGGAAAAGGUAAAUGAAUCAAGAAGAGGUGGUUGUUGAUAAGGAAUUCCUGAAGGAUGCCAAGCAACAGUGUAUGGAUAAAAUGAAGGAGUACAGUAAGAGCACAGUAAGUUGAGCCUCCAUUGUAGAUUUUUAGCAGGGCUAUCAUGGUGUUGCUGUUGCAGUUAAUAACACAAUAAUAGCUUGCACCAAAAUGACUCAAACACCAAAACCAUCUGUGCAGGAAAACUCGGCUAGCUGACUACCUAACUGAGUAGCUCUGUCAAAAUGGCAGAUCACCCAUAAGACAAUAUGUCAUGGCGUCACAUUCCCAAGCCCAUGAAUCAGGUAAAAUGUAAAUUUAAUAUAUAAUGCUUCAUUUGGCUUUUAAUUGUUUUUGUAGCUUUGUUUAUGUGACCAGCCCCUGAGACGUAAACUUAUUCUUUAAACAUCAGAUGUAACCGUUACGCUUUCAUUACCCUGGGGGUAUAUAUCUUUGAGGGUUUCAGCUUACAACUCCCAAUAUUAUUUACAUAUCACAAUUUUUGCUAUUUCUUUGCUUUCAUUAAUUAAUUUUAUUACUGUAUUUAAUAUCUUAAUUUCAUAUAACUUUAUUCAGAAGCAGGGGCGCCAUAACAGGAGGAAGAUUAGGAUUAUUCUAAGUACCCUGGACAGACAGGGGGCCCAGCAGAACCCCAAACUUGAUUGGGGUAUGAUUUUGGUAUUUAAAUGGCCUCUUUGCAAAAUAAUCUAUUAAGAAGCACGCUAUAAUGAACGCCCUCAGACUGGGCCGAGUGCAUGUGUGUGUCCCCUUAAGACGUUCGCGGAUUAUUCAGAAACGCCAAGUACGUAUCACUGCAGCCUUACUUUACGACUAAUCUUACUUACAAGUGGGAGGUACUUGCCUCCAAGUGGGAGGUACUUAGCAACAAGUGGGAGGUUCUUAUGCCACAAGUAGCCGUAUUGCCUCUGGGGGAAAAACCCGAAAUCUUAAUUUACAUGAUAGACACUUCGGUAAGCAAUCAAGGUCAACCUCUAGGUUUGUGCAGCCCACUUAGAGCUAAAGUCCCACCCAUUUGGAGCUGACCCUCCUAGUUGGAGCUGGCUCCGACCUCCAUUUAUACCUAUCACAGAAAUGCGGCACUUCACAGCUGAGUCGUUACAUGCAUCAGGUAUAUAGCAAGAGAUGGCGCAGACAAAAUCGGGAUUAGGGCUGCAGCGAACUAUUAUUUUCAUAAUCAAUUAGUUGGCUGAUUAUUUUUUAGAUUAAUCGGAUGGGGCAAACUUUCAGUACCAUUUUUUCAUUUAUUUAAAACAAAAUCCACAAACUGAGUGUUACAAGUAUAAACUUUACACAACUGCUUAUCCAAUUAUAUGACUGAAAA
Ictalurus furcatus (blue catfish) is the source of this 4371-nucleotide messenger RNA. Its product is annotated as teneurin-2-like. The transcript is spliced from 3 exons. Gene Ontology annotation, cellular component: neuron projection. Gene Ontology annotation, biological process: heterophilic cell-cell adhesion; neuron development. Lineage: Eukaryota; Metazoa; Chordata; Actinopteri; Siluriformes; Ictaluridae. The record is from RefSeq and is a predicted model, not a curated record. Gene Ontology annotation, molecular function: protein homodimerization activity; protein heterodimerization activity; cell adhesion molecule binding. Bases 30 to 1673 code for a protein of 547 amino acids.